UUAGUUACCUAGUAUCUACUAAGAAUCACUAUUUAGAUUUUAUUAACUAGUAUAUAGGAAUUUAUUUAGAUCACUGUUACCUAGGGUAUUUAGAUUAUAUAAUGAUUAAGAUUUAGUUAGCCUUUCUCCCUUACAGAAAGGGUAUGUUAUUCUCUGAAAAUAAAAAUAAACACAACAAGCUAAUUUAAACUUGCAACACUUACCAAUGGAUUUUUGACAUGAUUGUUACCGUGUUACCGUAUUACUAUGGAUUUUUGACGUGAUCUGCUAAGGUUGUCAAUUUAGGUCCUAAAGUGCCUGUCAUCACAAGAGGUGUCGUGAAGGUCAUAGUUUUUUCCAGCACUGCAUUACUCAAAGCCAAAAGUGUGCCAUCUACUGGAAGCAGAUACAAUGAACUACUCCAUUGUCCAUUUGGCAAAGGAAAACUUAGUAAAGAUCCUAUUCCAAUUGGUAGGCAUUAGGACAAAUCACAUGGAUCUUCUGUUCCCCCAUUUUGAGUGCAAUUUACUCUGUUUAUAAGUAAAAUUGUGUGAAAAGGCUCGGACAAUGGCUUGUGAAUUUGUGAUCAAUGCAACCUAACCAAUGAAACUAGAAUUUGUGGUGUAAACUACAGAUAUAUGAAGGAUGAGAGAAUUAAAUUAGUGUCUUUUCUGAGUUGAACAAAACCAUGUGAAAGAGUCAAUUCAAAUACGCAACCACCAGACAUCAAUACCCCACUUAGCCAUAGGAAACAGUACCAUUCACCAGCAAAACUCGUUCUUCAAAAACUCUAUAAAACCAAGUAUCAUAUGAACCCUGAAACACCAAAUUCAACUCAAGCAUAUUCAAGCAUUACUUCCUCCUCUAGUUGGUUACGUGCUAAUCAGAUCAAAACUUCAGGUGUUUCAUACGUUCUUUCAUCUCAAACAAAUGGGGAUUCGAUUGCUAUCCUUGGUUCCUCAUGCCAAGCAAAUCCUAAAGAUGCAGUCAGGUAUCACUAAAAGUCAGUUGGAUGUUCCAAAAGGUCAUGUAGCCGUGUAUGUGGGAGAGAUCCAAAGGAAGAGAUUCGUGGUUCCAAUAUCAUACUUGAACCACCCAUCAUUCCAGCAACUGCUCAGCCGUGCAGAGGAAGAGUUUGGCUUCCAUCAUCCGCAGGGCGCUCUAACUAUUCCUUGCAAAGAGGAUGCCUUUAUUAAUCUUACUUCAAGAUUGCAAGUCUCUUGAAGUACAAAUCUUGAAGUACAAAUCUUGAAGUACAAAGAUUGAAGAAAAACCUUCCAGUUCUAACAAUUUUUCUGGGUUUUUUUCCCUGAUUCAUUAGACUUUUGACUCAUACAAGAAUUUUGUAGAAUGUAACACCUUCCUGCCUGAAAAUGAGUGGCAUUAUAAAGGUGUAUUUACUAACAUCACUGAAUCUAAAGAACAGACGCAUUCAGCAUCAA
This is a messenger RNA of Cucurbita moschata (crookneck pumpkin), 1421 nucleotides long. RefSeq names its product auxin-responsive protein SAUR24-like. NCBI's taxonomy places the organism in Eukaryota, Viridiplantae, Streptophyta, Magnoliopsida, Cucurbitales, Cucurbitaceae. Bases 910 to 1203 code for a protein of 97 amino acids. The record is from RefSeq and is a predicted model, not a curated record. The transcript has a single exon. Gene Ontology annotation, biological process: response to auxin.